This is a messenger RNA of Porites evermanni, 8322 nucleotides long. NCBI's taxonomy places the organism in Eukaryota, Metazoa, Cnidaria, Anthozoa, Scleractinia, Poritidae. The record is from the annotation of a GenBank genome assembly.
CAACUAAAAAUGGCGGACGGCGUUGAGAUAGCUGAGAGAAAGUCGUGUGCAUUUUUCUUAAAAAGAAAAAAUCGCUUUUGUCGAAUGACGGUUGGAGGAGGAAGGAGAUAUUGCGGAGAACAUAUGGUCGUUGCGGGAGAGGCUGAAGUAAGGAACCUUUUUUAUUUUUGAGACAUUGUUUUGGUUCUACGUACAGCUUCAGUACAAGCUCGUGUCAGUGUGUUUAAUAUUAAAAAUUACUGUAAAUUUAACGUUCUUUAAUUAAGUUAAUUUCUUUUAUGUUUAAUACAGGUGGAUGGUCGUAAAAGGAUUACGUGUCCUCUGGACAAGAAACAGUAAGAAUUAAAGGCUAGCUUGAUGUAUUAAUUCUCGAAACAACUCGACAGAGAUACUAACCUCAGUCCUCUGAUUAAAUCAGGUUCCUUUUUUUUUCUAUUUUGCACCCCUAUCUUUGGCUUAUUAAAAAGUGAUAUCCGCAUCCAGUGAUGGAUUUUCUGCUUAUCUGGGGGCAAAUGGGUCGGUAAACUUACCUGGGUUAUGAGGGUGGGAAGGGGGAUUUAACAUUUUUGGCCCAAUCUAGCUGAUCCGUAGCUGAGCUUGGAAGAACUCAAAGAAAUCGUGCUUGUGCUGGGGUAGAUAUUACUGUGUGCAUUGCAGACCACUGCAUUCCAACUGAACUGCUGUAUUGCAAAUAGCAUAUGAUACAGUGGAACCUCAAUAUGACAAACCUCUAUAUAACGAAGUCCUCAUUAAAAUGAACAAUUUUCUCUACCCCACUAGAAGUAAAGUAUAUGGAAAAGAACCUUGAUAUAAUGUAGCCUUGAUAUAGUGAACACAUUUUGCCAGUCCCUUGGCCCUUCAUUAUAUUGAGGUUCAACUGUAGUUCCUCGGUGUCAUUCAACUAGUAACAGGUACUUAAUUGUGUGCAAUGCUAAGAUUUUGGUGUGCACAAAGAGUGUUUACCAAAAAACUACCAACAAACAUACAGUGCAGGGUUGUCACUAAGAUUUCAAGUUGCCUGGUAAAUACAACAAGUAGGCGGGGAGUCAAACAGCUAGGGAUAUCAGAUAUCUGUUGGUUCUAGUUUUCUUCUAUUUUCCAAUAAAAGUAGCCGGGGGCCACACUGAUAGACGCUGGGGGAAAUCCCUGGCCGCCCGGCUCUUAAUGACAGCCCUGCAGUGUAUAGAAACAAUUAUGUAUGCCCUUCUCAUGCAGGCUGGUUUAUAAUUUUAACCACACCACUUCCUUGCCCUUCUAUGCAGCCGCUAUUUGUCAGAACCUCUUAUAAUUUUUGACAUCUGGCAAAGAAGUUCCUUCUCAUUAUUUUUUUCUUAUAAUAUUAAUUGCAUUUAGUUAUAGUUUGCUGAAUGUGCAUUUUUCAUGAUAUCAUAGCACUGUUUAUGAAGAUCAGCUGGAGAGGCAUCUUAAGAAAUGCAAUCAAACAAAAAAGAUUCAUGUGGUAAGUUUGUGAAGAUUUACAAAUUACAUGUGUAUAUACACCAUGUAGAUAAUAGACUAACAACAUAACAGCAUCUUCUUUUAAAGAUGCAACCUACCAGUAAUAAGGCUCAAUAUUAUUUUCUGCAGUUUGUGCCAAUUAAUGGAAAAUUUCAGGCUGUAAUUUCAACAAACUUAUUGUAGUGGUAAAUUUUGUGAGAAGCCUUUGCAAGACAAUACGUGCAGCCAUGUUAAUGGGCCACUGCAUUUCGGUGGUAACACAAUUUUGUAAGUACAUUUACAUAUACGUAUAUGUAAAGAAGGAAACAAAACUUUUCUGUGUAACACUCUUGAAUUGUGCAUGUAGUAGGCCACAACCACUGCCAUUGCUGGUGCUUUCUUGUGAAGUUUUAUACUCAUCUCUCUGGUAACUGAAGGAACUAGUUCCCCUUGUAUGUUCUAAUACAAUACUGUACUUUGUUUACAGUCAAUGCUGUGAAAUAUGUCAACAUCAAAACCCCAUGUGAAAGGAUAUUCCAUCCCUCUUAUAAUGCUUAUUUUUGUGGUAGUUUCUCAUGAUAAGCCCUGUAUAUUUGUGCUUUUUUCCCGUUACUUGUACUUUUUGUACAGCUUUAAUAUCUUCUGGAAGUUUGUAAUGGACAACAUACUACUUGCUCAUUUUCUUGUGUACAGUUGCAAUUAAGUAGGACAUGUCUUUUCACUUCUUGUAGGUUUAUUACAGUGCAAACAUCAACUCUGGCAUUCCAAAUUAUGAAUUUUCCCUAGCAGAAAAGGUACAUUAGAUUUUGUGUUUCAGGUGUUUGUUUAUUAUGUUUGGGUUAUACACAACAACGGGACAGAUUAUCAUAGCUUGUGCUAUUUUGUAUCCAAAGGAGGGAAGUGCCGACACUGUUGAAAUAUCUUUGACAUUCUUAGCCAAGAACGGAAAAUUGUAUAACCAGCCUAAACAGUAAACAAUCAAACAAGCAAACAAAAACAUAAGGAUUGAAAUGGAUUAGACAAAAAUGGUUCGUUUGCUAAAAAUAAUGAUACUUUUCUGGAUUCAACAAAGAUUUAACCUCUAUUUCUGUAAUUAUGGCACUUAUUUGCCUGCAUUCACCUUCUGUCAGCUGAGCUAUAUUUUUUUUUAUCUUCAGGUUUCAUUAAAUUCUGUUUCCCAAGAAAAAGUAACAAAAUUGAUAGAGAAAGUUAAGGCAUGCUGCAAAGGUGAAUAUUGUUUUUACAUGUAUUUGAAUAUAGACUGUUUGAAUGCUCAAAAGGGGUUUCCUCAUUCUGGCAUGAAAAAAAAAAAGGUUCAGAGACUGGAAGAUGAAGAAUAAAAACGUAUUUUUUAUUAUAAGUCAGGUCUUUUUGCACAGCAUCUAACUUGGAAAAAAAUUAAAAUAUUAUGUUAGGAAUGUGAUAUGUAGUAGAAUAUAUAUUUAAAAAUAAUGGUUUAUGAUCUCAGAGUUGCUAUUUUUCUUUUUCAAAGAUAAAUUUAAUUAUUUUUGUUUGUUUGUUUUAAUAUUAUUAAUUCUUUAAAUACUUCCUUUUUUGAUAGUAUUGAAUCUAGAAAAGUUCCUCAUGUUGUAUAAAACUGUUUAUUUGCCCUCAUGUAUAUAAUUAGUCAUAAAUUAACAGUCUGAUUUUUGUCUCAAUUUGGCAGCUCAUAUUCCAAAAAUUCCAGAAGAAAUACUUUCCCACCAGGUGUUUCGAGAAGAACUUUUAGAAAUGGCUAAUAAUGCUACCAUUUUGAAACAUUUAAAACAACAAGUAAGUUUUUGAGUCUUCAAUCUUAAUGCAUUACAUACUCUGUCAUUGCCAUUGCCAUAUUGUCUUUUUCAUUCAUGUCAUUUUCUUAAUUGUCUGUAAUUAAAAAUGCCUUGUUGCGGGUAACAAGAGGAGCCUGCAAUCCUAAUCUCCAGGUUAUUACGCAUGCGUUGCUUGUACAGUGUAUGUAGCCAGCAUUUGUUUGGACUUCCACUAAGAAUNCAUUACAUACUCUGUCAUUGCCAUUGCCAUAUUGUCUUUUUCAUUCAUGUCAUUUUCUUAAUUGUCUGUAAUUAAAAAUGCCUUGUUGCGGGUAACAAGAGGAGCCUGCAAUCCUAAUCUCCAGGUUAUUACGCAUGCGUUGCUUGUACAGUGUAUGUAGCCAGCAUUUGUUUGGACUUCCACUAAGAAUGUAUGGAAUGCACAAAACACAAUUUGAUCAUGCGUUUCGGCCUUCUACCCCUCGUAGUGUGAUCCGUGCGUGUUUUGACCAUCUGUUAAGUGAAACUUAGGAGCAAAGCACAGUGUUGGAGCAAAAGAGUUUGGACCUCCGAUCAUUACUGCUCGCUCUCCCUAAACUUUGGUUAUUACUAGUAAUAAUAUAAAGACAUUUUUGGAAUUGUUGAUGGAUUGUGUGUUAUUAUCAAUUUUUUUUUAUGAGAGACUUGAGAGAGAAAAGACAGAAAUCUAUUUUUGGCAGUUUAUUUUUUGCAUAAAACCCCACCCCACUUCCCAAUUGGAGCAAGCUAUUAAUGAGUCUUCCUUCCAUAGUUAGGUCCAGCUUUUGAUAUUAUUGAGUCACAUUUUUAAAAUUUAUUAUUUUGCACACAUCUUGACUGUAUUUCCUUGAUACACAGGCCUCUCUUAUUGGUCAUUUGGAACAACAACAUCUUCUUGAGCCAAAAACAACAUUUUUAGAAUUUGGAGCUGGAAGAGGUCGGUUAGUUUCCCAAAAAAUAGCAUUACCGUAAAGAAUGUUGUUUGACAAUUACAAUAUGUAAGCUUUGUGGACAGUCCUUUCCUGUCAGUGGUACUGUUUAUUAGUAAAAUCCAACUAGUGGUCUAUUAGCAAUGCUGCGUUCUGAUUGGUUGAGCUACUACGAGGCUAUAUGUUAUAACCCACUAGUAGCAAAAACCGCUGGCUUUUUGGCAACAAAAAGGAUCAAAGUCUAGCUUUAACUUGCUAAAUUUUUUUUAUUCUCAAUAUUUUUGACCAACUAGUUGGAUUUUACUAAAACAAUAAAUUCCUCUUGUCCUCAUGGCCUCUGAGUCAAUAGCCCAUCAGGCCUUUGGCCUCAUGGGCUAUUGACUCAAAGCCCAUUCGGGCUCAAGGAAUAAUUGUUAAUUAUAUUGUACAAUCAAAAACCAACACUUUCAAAUUCCAAUUCGAUAUAGAACGUAUGGACAUGUUUCAGCGAGUUCUUAUGAACUCCUUAGUGCUCUGUGGGUAAACAAAUUACAAUUUACAAAUUUUACAAUUUUACAAUUUACAAUUUAAAUUUACAAGGUGGUUCUAACUUUUGACUCUGUGGAUGAAGUCUUGAACUGUGACCAUUCAAAUGUACUGAAUAGAGCUACUGAAUAGCCUUUCCUGCAGUGCUGUUUAUUAUGCUGUAUAAGCUGGUUCUAACUUCAAGUCUGUGAAUGAAAGCAUGAAAUGUGUUACUGAGCAGUGCUUUCCUGUGGCGCUGUUAAAAGUAUGCUGUAUUUAUGGAAGGGAGAAGAAUAGUGUAGAAUGAUAUUCUUUUUUUAGUAGCUCAUCAUUUAACUUCUCCAUUAAUCUAGCCUAAUAAUUCAUCAUCCAAUAUUUUAUAUUUAAUAAAAACACCUUUUGUAGUGUAGAGUCUGAACAUUGUUUGUUUGUAGGAAAACUGUCUCACUGGCUACAGUUGGCAGUAGGAAAUAAUGCUACGGAUGUAAAUUAUCUUCUUAUUGACAGAGCAAAUAUUAGAUAUAAGGUAAGUGAAUACCAGUUUUUUAUUUGUGGAAAUUAUUUGGAGGGAUACUCUAUAACCAUUAUUUUUACCACUUUUCUUUAUACAAUCUCUCCACAAAAAUAAUGUUGUAUUUAUAUAUGUUGUUAUUCAAUACUGACAAAGCAGCAAAAUGUCUUAAUAAAUCUACAUGUAACCCUUUGGUUAACCAAUCACAACUUGUAUUAAAGUAACCUACAUGUACACUGAACUGUAAGUGAUCCUAGAAAAUGUAAUGCCAAAAUAAUGAUGUUGCCCAGUGUCCUGAAAGUUUUUGAAGGGGAGCAUUAUGUGGAAUCUGUUGUACUUUUAACAUGAUAAUUAUUUUCUUUUCUUGUCGUUAGUAUGAUCGUUAUCACAGAGGCGAGGAUCAAGGCCCGUCCUUCCAGCGAUUGAACUUGGAUAUUGAACACCUUGACCUUAGUAAGAACACAAGCAAAUAUUCAGCAAUUUAUAUCAUUAAUUCUUUGCCUAACCAACAUUUUGUGCAAAUUUUUGAAUAACAACAGGGAGGGUUAGGAGGUGUUGCUACAGCAGAUGUUGCGCAAAAGGGAACCUCACCCCAUGUAAGGGAAUCCGGAUUCCGGAAUCCAGGAAAUGUUUGCUUGUGGAAUCUAGAAUCCUGGACUUUGGAAUCCGAGAUACAACUCAAGGAAUUCGUAAUCCCACUACCGAUUAAAAUCUAGAAUCCAAGUUCCACUGACAAGGGCUGGGAUACAGUGCAUGGAAUCUGGGAUGGCGUGGAAUCCAGAAUCCAAAACUGGCUUGGAUUCCCUUACAUGAGGCGUCAGUACAAGGCUAUAACAUGAUAUUGACUUGAAAUAAUUUAUUAUGUACAACUGGCUGCUCUGUUAAACAAAAUGUUUUGUAUUACAAUGCCUUGGUGAGCUACCUUGGUGAAUUUCAAGAAGUUUUUGAUUUUCAUGCCAAUGAUGUAUAAGCAAAACAGAAGAACAAGCUUACUUAGUAAAAUUUGCUAUUUUAAUAAUAAAUCAUUGUGAUUUUGUGUUGCAGGUAAAGUACCUUGCCUUAAAAAUAGAGAACAAAAUAUUGUUGCAAUCAGUAAGCAUUUAUGUGGAGCUGCUACAGGUAAGAUGUCCACACAAAGAUCUCUUUAAGGGUGGCCUGCCACAAAACGGUUCUUUUAGUCGUUAUGCAACACUCCUUUUCGUAACGUGUUGCGUGUCAAACUGAAGCCCGAAGAUCCCCCGUGAAAGAGAAUACCUGUAGAGCUUUUCCUGUGCGAUGUACAGAAAUUAUUACAUGGGUUCAGAUAGUUGGUGUGGAGCAGUUGCAUGAAACAGUGUGUUACUAUGAAAUCAUUAAUCGAACGAACUGAAUUGGAGCUGUUUGAUUCGUUCAGUGAUAGCGAGCACUCAGAGCAAUGCCAAAGGACUGGCAACUAAAAGUUGCUGUCCUCUUUGGUUUGACAUCAGAAAUUUUUCUUUAUUUAACAUGUUACAGGAAACUCUUCCUAAAAUUACUCUUUCUUUUAAUGCUUUAAUGGUGUACUCCUGAAUCAGUUCACUACUAUCCCCCUGCUAUCUCAAUCUGCGAGUGUCAUAGCAGUACCAUUGGGAUCCCCUUCUUCUACUCUUUAGGAAGAAUGGUGUGAUUAUUUCACGUCUCACGGGGGCCAGAGUGGGUCUGGGUGUUUCGUCCUCAUCCGAAAACUAUGUCAAUGUCUAACCUCUUUAGAGGUGAAAUGAAAGGCAGCACAUUCUGUUCAGUUAUUUUAAGACCUUGAGUAUGGGUCUGGCCAGCAAUUGCCCCAGGCUUCAUACCGCCUCUGAAGUUUGGUACUCAGUUAAUAAGCUCAAUUAUGGAGCUAACAGCCGGUGGUGGAAAAGAUGAUCAACUGAGCUAACCAGUCGUCUGAAUAAUAACAACGAGACAAAUUCUUGCUUGUCGUAGAUUUAACUCUGAGAUGCUUGAUGGAGACAUUGAUAAAUUCUCAGAACACAGAAGUCAGCAGCCCAAGUGCAGAAGAUAGUUUUGUUGAUCGGUGAGUACCCUGCUGACUGUCUUUGUCUACGUACUCCAGAUUUAACUGGAAUUGGAAAUGUUGAUUUUAAGGGAGAGUAAAUAGUUAACCUAAUCCUCUGGAAAAAACCAUCGAAGCAAGGGUGAGAACCAACAAAAUAAGUCAUGUACACUGCAUGGCGUCGACAACUAAACUCAUGGUUCACUGCACAAGCACAUGCUCUGCACAGAGUUCAGUAUAUUUGAACUGCCUACAUCUACAUCUACAUCUACAUUUAUUAACUGACAACGCUUUCGCAUCAAGGCAAUAUAAAUUAAAUAAAUUACAAUAUCAGAAAUACAAUAAUAGAAUGAAGAUGAAAUAAAAAUAGAAAUAAAAAAUAAAAUUAUUUCUUAACAAAUUAAAAAAUAUAUAUACAAAUAAAUAAGAUAAAUAAUAAUAAAAAAGAUCCAUAAAUGACAGCGAUCAAUCAUUUCUAACAGCUGAGAAACAAUGAUCUUUAAAUAAUGAAAAAUAACGUAACGUUCCCGAAAAUACACCAAAUAACGGCCCUUGUUACUUUUUACCCUCGGAAUUAGCAACCUGUUAGGGUCGCUAUUUUCAUUGGGAUGCCUUUUUUAGUGUUUCGUUAUUUAUUGUCCGGAGUCAAAAGCUGUUUACUUUUUAGACAACAGCUUUAAAAGUAAGCUGGUACAAAUGUAGCAUUAUUGGAAAAAAUUUUACCCCCAUGAAUUUUCGAAGAAUGAUACUGAAGAGACUCUGGAUAUGCCGCAAGUUGCUUGUUUACUGAGAAGUACAAUUCAUUGAAAAAUGAACUUUCAGGUAAAACAGAUGUCUGUUUUGCACUUUAAGAUAGUACCGCAUCCUUCACACACGAGUACUUUUACGUCUAACCUUUUAAAAUACAGGGGAAGCAAGAGAUUAAAGAUAGCUCCCAGUGAAGAUUCGGUGAAAGGAAUAAUAUUGGCCCUUUGUUGUCACCAUUGUUGCUCGUGGCCUCAGUACGUUGGUCGGCCAUUUCUUCAGAAUCUGGGUUUUACAGCAGAGGAUUUCCAUUUGUUGUGCUGUUUAAGUAGCUGGGCAACCUGUGGAAUAAGGGCAAAGAAACGUCAGAAAGGAAAUACUGGGGAAACUGUUGACGAUCACACAGGUAACAGU